GAGUACGUAAUCUUUAACCACGUGCUCCUACUCAAAAUGAAGCCAUAGAGGGUUGCUGUCAUGGGAAGUUAGACCUUAUUUAUGAUAAACUACUCAAACUCCAAGAGAGAGAAGGAAUUAAAAUAGAUCUAUUACUCUGUUGUGGUGAUUUCCAAGCAAUUAGAGAUCAAGAUGAUCUUAACUGUAUGGCAGUCCCUGACAAGUAUAAGGAAAUCGGAUCCUUCCACAAAUAUUAUUCUGGUAAAGAGAAAGCUCCUAUUCUAACGAUAUUCAUAGGAGGAAACCACGAGGCCAGUAACUACCUGAGGGAACUUGGGUAUGGUGGUUGGGUGGCCCCUAAUAUCUAUUACAUUGGUUACUGUGGUGUAGUACUUUAUGGUGGAGUAAGAAUUGCUGGACUGUCUGGUAUUUAUAAUUACCAUAACUACAACAAAGGUCAUUUUGAAGUGCCUCCAUUUUCAAGGGAUACUCUUCGUUCAGUUUAUCAUGUUAGAGCAUCUGACCUGUACAGAAUGAAAAAUUUAAAAAAUCAAAUUGACAUUAUGAUGUCACAUGACUGGCCUUGUGGGAUACAUCGUCAUGGAAACGAGGAGAAACUCUUUCAAAUGAAACCUUUUUUUAAAGAAGAGGCAGAUAGAGACCAGUUGGGGUGUCCUCCUGCUAUGGAGUUACUGAAUAUACUAAAACCUUGUUACUGGUUCUCCGCUCAUCUUCACUGCAAGUUCUCGGCCGUCUAUCACCAUGGUAACGGGCUCAUCACCAAAUUCUUAGCACUAGACAAGUGUCUACCACACAGAGGAUACAUACAGGUUAUUGAUGUCCCUUCAUUAAGUUCAGAGCCUCCAGUAUUGAAGUAUGACCUGGAGUGGUUGUCAAUAUUAAAAGGAACUGAAUCACUAAUGCACUAUACAUCAAGAAUGUGGAAUGAGCCUGAUCCAGAACAUGAGGUCCCUCUUCCUUCUCUUCCUGAGAUUGAGAAAUCCUUUGAUAAUGAUUUAACUAUUCCAUUAUUAACCAUUGGGGACUUUUCCAAGGAAGCUACUAGAAUUGCAGGUGAAAACCCUCAGUCUAGACUCUUUUGUCAAAGACUGGGUAUAGACAAUCCGUGGAAACUGAAACCUUCUCCAGGAAGAGAAGAUGAAAGAAAAGGAAGUGGCUUAGCAAUCACUCCUCUUUCUCUCCCUCCUCCAAUCCAUAAUCCUGUUCCUUACAAUCCUGAUGAAAUAUUUAUUGACGAUAUUGAUGAUGAUGACGACGACGACGACGAUGAUGAUAAAAGAUUGAAAUUAGAGGAACCAGAACUGUCUUCUGCAACACCAACUGCUAAUGUCACUGUUGAUAAUAAUAAAGAUGACGUAGCGACUAGUGAUGGCGGAAACAAUUUUCAAGAUGACAAUAAAGAAAAGGAGGAGGCGGAGGUAAUGCAGGAAUAGAGUAAGUGCUGGAUUCCACUCGCUCUUGGUUUUU
Molecule: messenger RNA, 1467 nt
Organism: Amphimedon queenslandica
Lineage: Eukaryota; Metazoa; Porifera; Demospongiae; Haplosclerida; Niphatidae
Product: lariat debranching enzyme-like
Exons: 12
Coding region: 186-1433 (415 amino acids)
Biological process (GO): mRNA splicing, via spliceosome
Cellular component (GO): nucleus
Molecular function (GO): RNA lariat debranching enzyme activity
Source: RefSeq, a predicted model, not a curated record